Messenger RNA from Nyctereutes procyonoides (raccoon dog), 2861 nucleotides. It is a transcript of the gene CUNH8orf58, whose product is annotated as chromosome unknown C8orf58 homolog. The transcript is spliced from 6 exons. The record is from RefSeq and is a predicted model, not a curated record. The coding region runs from base 779 to 1984 and encodes 401 amino acids. Lineage: Eukaryota; Metazoa; Chordata; Mammalia; Carnivora; Canidae.
CCCCCCCCCCCCCGGUGGCGGCCGCGUUCCCGAAGGAGAUCGCCCUCGGCCGGGAGGGGCGGGGGCCGCUUGGCCUGGGGAGCCGGGGGCGGCCGUCGGUCUGUCCGCUCCCGCCGGGCUGGUGCAUCAGGCUGGGUGGGCCCAGCGCCGAGGGCAGCCCUGGGGCCGGGCGCGGCUUCGCCUCCGGUCCCCCCGAUUCAGCUCCCCCGCCUUUUCCCCCCAGCUCUCCAAAAAGUCUUCACUAUUUCUCAUUUUAAAGCACAGCAGCCCCCCACGGCUACGGCGAUUGUUAUUUUUAUUACCCUCCCCGGGAGCUCCCGGAGGGACUUGAUCUCGCAUCCCAGUCCCGACCCCAGGCUUCCUUCUCUGUGCCUUUCCCCGUGUCCCGACGUGGGGGUGGGGGUGGGGGUGGGGGUGGUCACAGUAGGUCACAGCCCUACUGCCCCGUGGGGAGUAGUUGGAGAGACCGAGGCUCCGCGUUCACCACUUGGAGGUCUUAGGCGGACCCGGCUCCAGGGCACAAGGGAUCCCACGAAGCAGCAGCUCCCCCCUCAAAAGGGGGACCGGCCAGACAGGGAGCUGAUGAAUGUGCCCUACCAGGCUUUGCCUACCACACCGUCCAGAUCCCCGGGGGGCUGUGAUGGCCCACAAAGACUACUUGUGAUGGGAACCCAUCCUAACUUCUCCAGGCCAGGGAAGGGAGAGACUUGGGCAGGGCGGUGGCCACCCAGUGGCUCGCCUCCCUCCACCUCUGGCCCAGGACACUCCUCCGCGGGGAAUGCUGCCAGCUGCCAGGAAUGCUGGGGGCGUCAGGGGCGGCCUGCCCAGCCUGAUACUCACUCUCCUGGCAGAUGGGGUUGCUGAGGACUUGGCACUCGGCUGCGUAGUACCUGGAGUCAGCAGCACCUACAGACGGAUCCCGGACGCUGCUCAGGGGUGCUCGCUGGCCUCCUGGAAGGCGGAUGGGCAGUUGAGAGGUCCCAGGAGGCAGGAGCCGCUUCUCAAACUGGCCUCCCGGGACUCAGGAGUGGAGAUGGUGGUUGGAGACAGCCCCCUGACCGCCUCACCGGGCCUUUCUCAGGACUCUCUGGACUUUGAGCCCACAGGGAGCCCUGAGCCCCCCGCCCUUGCUUCCAUGGAGCCUCCCGCCCACCUAGGCCGGCUUGUGGCCAGCCAUAAGCUGGAGCAGAUGCUGGAGCGGUCCCGCCAACUCCCGGCUUCCCCUGCCGGUGCGCCGCCCCACCACCGCUCCCUGAAGCCACCAAGCAAGCCUGAAUAUGAUGUGCCCCUUUUUGGAGCAGGGGAACGGGAGGCCACUGAGGCAGAAACGGACCUAGAGGCAGGCCUAGAAGAAGCAGAGGUGGUCGGGGGCCUGGGGCCUGAAGCCUGGGCCUGUCUCCCAGGGCAGGGUCUCCGCUACCUGGAACACCUGUGCCUCGUGCUGGAGCAGAUGGCAAGGCUUCAGCAGCUCUACCUGCAGCUGCAGACCCAGAGGCCCCCAAGGGAUCCUGAAGCGGAGGAGGCAGAGGAAGAGGAGGAGGUGGGGGAGCCAAUCCUGGCACCUUCACCUCCACCUUCUCGUGCCCCAGGCAGUGAGGCACGCAAACUGCUGAGCCAGACACAGGAGACAGGUAAUCUGAUUCUUUCUGAAGGGGCAAAAACAGCAGCAGCCCUAAAGGGAGGGCUGCCAAGUGCCAACCCUGCCAGGCUGUCAGAGGCCACUGCAGAGCCAGCCCACAUCUUCCCACCCUCCCAGGGACACAAGCCGGAUCUCUCCCACUGGAACAAGGUCAAAGUCCUGCUCAACCGGAUCCGUCGGAGGAGCCCGAAGCACGCUGAGUCCCCUGCCCCUUCUGAUGGGCGUGCCCCUAGGAUUGAGUCAAGGGGGGUCCCCGAAAGACCUCCAUGCCAGCCACUCCGGAAGACCUUUAUGCCAUCAUUUGUGGUUAAGAAGCAGCGAGCGAAAAACCUCUCUGUAUGCUGAGACCUCCUGGUGCGGGACGUGACCCCUGGUGGAGGGGUGUGCAGUGAAGUCUUCUUCCUCGCCCUUUGCCCUCUGCUGCUUCUGGGCACUGCCAGGAAAAGCUGCUGAUACUCUUCUCUCUGAGGAGAGAGCUGGAUCUUUCUCCUCUGGGCAGCCUGGUAGAGGAGCCCUGGUUCCCUGAGAGGCCCCCCAGGUGUGGCAGCCCCCGGGCUCCUUACUGGUUGCCAGAAAUCCCUGGUCCUAGACAAUGUGAACUAACUUAUUUAUCCGGAGUCCUUGGAGCAGGUUUGGCACCAUGUCCUACUGGGGCAUGGCGUGUCACAGGCGUGGAGCUAUGCAAAAUGAUACGUGUAUCUCUGUGAGUGUGUCACUGUUGCGAACUGGCUGGAUCCAUCCAGUGUCUUCUGAAUCAUGUGCUCAGGGGGUUGGUCCUCUGGGUGACAUAACUGGUGAGGUAACUGCGGAAGGAUGGAACCGGCCUUCAUUCCUCAGUGGUCUGAUCUGGAGUCUUGCUUCCUCCUCAUACCUUCGUGGGUAGCCCCAGGACGGGGCAGGAGGGCCCCACCUUGGGUGCCUCUGCAGAGAGCUUGCCUGUGGAGCAGAGCUCCUGAAGACCGAACCCGGAACGGAAGGUCAGGGACAACGUGGAGAAGAGCAGAGUAACCUUCAAGAUCUGUCCUCCGCCGCUUCGGUCCCUUUACACAUCAGAGCCAAAACCAGAGACUCCUACUAGCUUUAUGACCUUGACAAAAAUCCCUUAACUUUUCUGAGCCAUGGCUUCCUACUUAACCUCCCAGAUGGUUUCAUGAUACCUGCCCCACCUACCUCACAGUCUUGUUAUGAAGAUAAAAUGAGAUUAAACUGUCUCAUCCAAGUG